AAGGGUUCAACAACACACACAUAACACAAAACAUCUCAUAAUCCAAUUUAUUUCACUUCAUUUCCUCUCUCUCUCUCUCUCUCUCUUCAUGCUUCCAAUAGUCAAAAUCCUCACAAUAUCUACUACUCUGAUAGUAGUACCCCUACUGGCUCUCAUCAGAGACAUGGUAGGUUGCGAAUCCUCGAACAAGGCUCGAAUCCUUUUCGAGUGAGAAACGCAAAAUCUUCGACCUUUUCAGGAUUUUCAUUGAUUUCACUCACUCAACCCCGUUGUCAAAAAAUGGAUUCAAUCAAUUUUUAUGACAUCAAAGCUGAGAAGGCAAACGCAAUCUUGAAAUACCGCCAGCUUCGAAAAAUCGCAAAACUCUUUCGGUUGAUAGAGGUGCUUGCUGUUCUGCUCCUGCUUUCCAGGUUUUCUGUCCAACUCCCUCAGGCUGUCAAGAACUCUGCCUCUUACUUCAAAGACAUAUCCGGCUUCAUGGUAAGUCCUCGCUUCGUGUUUGUCGUUGGAAAUGUAAUAGUUAUCAUUCUCUACGCCAAGUCGGGCAGAUUUUCAGCUAAAGACUCUAGCACAGACAGCUCGGGUGGUGAUCUUUACGAAGAGUUUGUUCAGAACAGCGAAAAGAAUCAAAAACUUCGUGGCGAUGGGAUUGAGUACCAGGCCAUAAAAAAAAGGCCCGAGGAUAGUAUAGUUUCUGAGCAAGCUCCUCAUACUUCGGAAGUCAAGAAGUUCACAAGGAGUCAGUCAGAGAAUUUAGAACGCGCGGUUUGCAAGAGCUCGCGGCACUUACUGAAACGAUCAGAGACGGAGAAAUUCAAGGAAAAUGUUCAGUCUGGCGGGAAAUUGGUAGGGAGCGAGUACCCCGAAGACGGUAUGAGUAACGAGGAGUUUCGAAGCAAGGUUGAGUCCUUCAUUGCAAGACAGCAGAAGUUUCGACUGCAAGAAGAGUUCUCUGUAAACUAGGGUGAAAUAUGGGGAAGUCUCUAUUUGUGUUCCUUAUUUUCUUCGUUUUUUGGGGAUUUUUUUUUUUGGGGGGGGGGGGGGGGGGGGGGGGGGUGGUGGUAUUUCUAUAUGUAUUUGUACAUAGCUAUAUCAAGAGUGCAAUUAAAAUUUACUAUAGUUUGUUCAUA
Messenger RNA from Malus domestica (apple), 1130 nucleotides. RefSeq lists its product as uncharacterized. Lineage: Eukaryota; Viridiplantae; Streptophyta; Magnoliopsida; Rosales; Rosaceae. The record is from RefSeq and is a predicted model, not a curated record.